CUUUUCUCCCAUGUUGCGUCUUGCUCACUAUUUUCCGGCCAACCGUAUCAUCCAUCGUUCACUUUCUACUGGCCCCGUUUCUCGCACCAUACGCGUCGAACCGCUUCCAGAAGGAUACAAUGUCAACAGGAUCCUGGCUGCUAUCAAAGCGAACCCGGCCGAAUCGAUAACUGUCGCCCAGGAUCACCUACUCGUCCGGUUCUUCAACGAGGACAUGGCUAGGCAGUGUAUCGUGUCGGGCAGCGGGAUGGUGGGAGCCGUGAUGAAGAUGGAUGAUGCUCUCUCACCCCCACUGUCUGCUGUCGAUGUUGCCGCCCUCGGGAGACUGGGAAUGUCUCGGUCGCUGGCACUGACGGAUAUACCCAAGGAAGUCCAGGAAGGAAACGUCCUGGAGAUACUUUCUCGGCAUGGUGUGUUGCAAUCCUGGAUCUUCGACCUGCCGAACAGGACGGCAACAGCGCGUUACUUGGAUAUGCACCAGGCGUUCAAGGCCUGGGUGGACCUGAGAGAAAACGGCAUCAACGUGUCCUUCCGAAUGAACCCCGACAGAUACAUCUUCCCUGGGUGGUUCCCGGCGGAGGAAGCUGACCAGGGGAAGGUUAAAUGUCGCGUCAAAAUUUCCCGCAUCUCACAUCCCACAUUCGUCCUGACUCUCCGCUCAUGGAUAUCAGAAUUCGAGAAGGACCAAGGGCCGGUACUGUCUACCGCGCUGUUGAAAGAGCAAGGGAGUGCGAUGCUGCAGUUUGCGACAUCUCGGUUGGCACAGAGAUUCGUCGACAUGUGGGCGUCCGAGAUCCUUCGGCUGCGUGUCAGGUUGUCGGUAGAGCCUCUUCCGUUGGCGAUUCCUCGGACCCUUGUUACGGCCAUAGCGUUAGGCGCGAGUCGAACAGUUACGAUCAACAUAGACGCCGGAAAGGAUGUAACCCUCUCGAGGGAUUACCUCCACUUCUUCAAGCGGAUUGGCACCAUUACUUCAGAGUCGAGAUAUCAAUUUACUUCCCCUAUUCAUGAAUUACGCGUUUCUUACGAAACCGUCUUUUCUGCAAUGCGGUGUGUUCUUGUCCUGGCCGGUCUUGAGGUCGUGGGGAACAAGCGUCCGAGGCUACCUGGUCUUGAGGGAGCCAGCAUCAAUUUUUUGGGGUCCUAUCUGAACUCGACUCUCGUAUCUCCCAGUUUAUGGCAAUAACGCUGGAAAUAUUCUCUCACUCGGGGGAUAUCGAAGCACGCAGUGAUGCAUUCUUUAGGCGGGACGAGCUUCUGUGUCUGUGCGUUUGGGGAAAGUCCCGUCGGUACGGCAAGAUGACCACCUGGGAUGCGCUUGAUCACUGCAUCCAAGUUGAGAAUUCUGUGAAGAUCAAUAGGACGACAACGACAGGUCUUUGUUACGUAGUGGUGCUAAGACGUAAAAUGGUGUGCAAAACAAAAUGUGCCUUUCUUCUUACCAUACAUACUAGCUACUCAUUCCCUUCUGAGUAAGCAGUGAUACGAGCAACUCCGUCAAUCAUUCAUCGCUCGAAUCCAUUCCCAUCUUCUUCAUCCGGGAUAACUUCCCCCUUCGUACACACCAAAAAGAUACCUGAGCUCGAACGAAUGAAAUCUCU
Messenger RNA from Guyanagaster necrorhizus, 1601 nucleotides. RefSeq lists its product as uncharacterized. The coding region runs from base 11 to 1186 and encodes 391 amino acids. The transcript has 5 exons. Lineage: Eukaryota; Fungi; Basidiomycota; Agaricomycetes; Agaricales; Physalacriaceae. The record is from RefSeq and is a predicted model, not a curated record.